Messenger RNA from Diatraea saccharalis (sugarcane borer), 1617 nucleotides. The record is from the annotation of a GenBank genome assembly. Lineage: Eukaryota; Metazoa; Arthropoda; Insecta; Lepidoptera; Crambidae.
AUGGACUUUAUUCUAUUAUGGCUAUUCUCAUUUGUUAUCGGAUUUUGGAUAUUUCGUAAAAUAAGCGAAUGGAAGAAUCUGCCACCUGGUCCAUGGGGUCUACCUAUUCUAGGGUAUCUACCCUUCAUAGAUCCACAGCAGCCUCAUUUAACUCUUACCAAAUUGUCUAAAACUUUUGGACCUAUAUAUGGUAUUAGUAUGGGAAAUAUAUACGCUGUCGUUUUGUCUGAUCAUAAGUUGAUAAGGGAUGCAUUUUCUAAAGAAACGUUUUCUGGUAGAGCUCCACUAUAUCUGACUCAUGGCAUAAUGCACGGCAAUGGUAUUAUAUGUGCUGAAGGUACUUUGUGGAAAGAUCAAAGGAAGCUGGUGUCGUCCUGGUUAAAAAGUUUUGGCAUGAGCAAGCACAGCGUGUCAAGAGAUAAGUUGGAGAAACGCAUAGCUUCGGGUGUAUAUGAACUCAUUGAAAAUAUUGAUAAAUCAUCUGGAUCUGAAUUAGAUUUAGUACACAUGCUCACUAACUCAUUGGGGAACGUCGUUAAUGAAAUAAUUUUUGGAUUCAAGUUUCCCCCUGAUGAUAAAACAUGGAACUGGUUUCGCCAGAUCCAAGAAGAAGGGUGCCAUGAAAUGGGUGUUGCAGGCGUUGUGAAUUUUUUACCAUUUGUAAGAUUUAUUUCGCCGUCUACGAAAAAGACAAUUGAAGUCCUGGUUCGAGGUCAAGCCCAAACACAUAGGCUCUACGCCAGUAUCAUAAACAGAAGACGUAAAAUGCUAAGCUUAACAACGCCGAAAGGAGCGGAAUACAUUCUCCAUAAAAAAUUAUUUGUUGAACAUCCAGAAGGCCACAUCAAGUGCAUUACAUAUAGCAAAUAUGCCGCCAACCAAGAACAUUUCUUUGAUCCUAACAUUUUGAUACCAACAGAAGAUGAAUGCAUUUUAGACAAUUUCUUAAAAGAACAGAAACAAAGAUUUGAAAGCGGCGAAGAAUCUGCGAGAUUUAUGACAGAUGAACAGCUUUUAUAUUUGCUGGCCGAUAUGUUUGGAGCUGGUCUUGACACCACGUCUGUAACAUUGUCUUGGUUUUUAUUGUACAUGGCUUUAUACCCUGAGGAACAAGAACUCGUUCGGAAAGAAAUUUUAUCAGCCUACCCAGAGGAUGGAGAGGUAGACAGCUCAAGGUUACCUUAUCUGAUGGCAACAAUUUGCGAAACCCAGAGAAUUCGAUCAAUUGUACCCGUUGGUAUACCACAUGGUUGUUUACAGGAUACAUAUUUAGGAAAUUACAAAAUUCCAAAAGGUGCCAUGGUAAUACCUCUUCAGUGGGCCAUUCAUAUGGAUCCUGAUGUGUGGGAGAAUCCGGAGGAAUUCAAACCAAGCCGUUUCUUAGCUCCGGAUGGUAGUUUGCUAAAGCCUCAAGAGUUUAUACCUUUCCAAACAGGUAAACGCAUGUGUCCAGGUGAUGAGUUGUCUCGGAUGUUAUCAUGUGGAUUGAUAGCCCGCCUUUUUAGACGUCGCCGUAUCCGACUCGCAUCGAAACCGCCUACUCCUGAAGAAAUGCGGGGUACAGUCGGUGUGACUUUGUCUCCACCAGUCCUGAAAUAUUAUUGUGAUCCAUUGUAA